Papaver somniferum (opium poppy) is the source of this 2700-nucleotide messenger RNA. Its product is annotated as 40S ribosomal protein SA-like. Gene Ontology annotation, cellular component: cytosolic small ribosomal subunit; 90S preribosome. Gene Ontology annotation, biological process: ribosomal small subunit assembly; cytoplasmic translation. Gene Ontology annotation, molecular function: structural constituent of ribosome. The transcript has 3 exons. Bases 1801 to 2388 code for a protein of 195 amino acids. NCBI's taxonomy places the organism in Eukaryota, Viridiplantae, Streptophyta, Magnoliopsida, Ranunculales, Papaveraceae. The record is from RefSeq and is a predicted model, not a curated record.
UUUUUUCCUCUUCUUCGUUCUUCUUUCUUCUUCAUCCAUGAAACCGAGAGAGCAGGUCGAGACAGAGAAGAUUAAUGGAAGAUGAUUGAAGAUAGAAAUGAUUGAAGAUAGAAAUUGAGAAGGAUUCGAAGUAGAAGAUGUGAAUGCUGCCAUCGAUUAACAACAGGAAGAAUGGAAAUGGUCGCUGCUGUCUGAAGUGAAGAGUUAGGGUUUUGUUUCUGAAGAAUUAGGGUUCGUAGGAGUUGAACUAAUAUGGUUGAAUCUGGAGGAGAUGGGUUGAGAAUUUAAAAAGAAAUUGGUGUUACUGUUACCAUGGGUUGAGAACCAAUCGAGAAAUUAGAAGGUGGUAUUGGUUGAUUGAGUUGCUGAGAUGGGUGAUUAGGUUCAGAUGGAGGAAUUUUUGAAGAUUAAUGGAGAAUUUAGGGUGUGUAAAAGAUGAAUCUGGUGGUUUUUUUUCCAUGAUUAAGUCAGAGAAGGAAAACUCGAAUCUGAGAUGGAAAUGGAUUUAGGGUUUGAGUUUGAAUCAUGGCUUGCUGAGCUCGAGCACCUGUAGUGGGGUUUUGAUUUGAAUCUGAGAUUUGAAAGUGCUGGAUGAAGUUGUGAAAGGGAAUGGAGAUGUUGAUGUUCAUGGAUACACACAGGAUGGCUAGAACCCGUGAUUUUAGAUGAAGAAAGUUCAAAAGAAGCAAUCAGUAACAGAGAUUGAUGAAUGGAGGUUCUUGAGAUGUGAAUUGAAGAAAAUGAAAUGCUGGGGUUAGCAAAGAUCAGAUGCAGUGGCUUUUGGUGAUUGUGAACUGCAGUGAACAAAUGUAAGUGCAGUGGUAACAGUAAUUAUUAGUUUCUCAGUACUAGAUUUUUUUUCUAAUAUUGUUUCUUUAGAUUUAUUCCACAUCCAUACAAAUAUGUUUUUGUAUCAAACUUGAUUGAUUUUAUCAAUAAUGAGGUUACAUUUUUUAGUUUAGUUAGUUUUUUGGUAGAUUAGAGUUACAAGCAGGGAAUAUGAAGCUUCUCUUGUUAUUUUGUGGCUGAGCAAGUACUGAGAAGAGUGGCUUGCAGUUACUGAAUGACAUUAUUCUUUCAUUAUUGAGAUGCUCUAAUCCAUGUAUUAAUGCAUUUGCCACAUAGAGCAGUAAUAUUUCCUCUAUUAUGAUUCAUACUUCAAAACAACGAUACACAUAAUCUCCUGAAAUUAUGUAGUCAAAGCAUUACGAAGAUAGUGAUUAAGAUAACAAACUUGCUCUGUAUUUAUGAUUCCCUAUGGCUAUGCAUCUGUGGAGUCAAUAGAUAAAGAGGAAAUUGGACCUCCUAAUUAAGGAGGAGCCAGGCCUUUGUGAACAAGGAUUUGCAUGUACUUACAAGCAAGAUAUCUGGAAGCAAGGUACUUGCAAAUUCAUGUAUUUUCUUCCCUGAAAUUCACAACACCUGCCUAGCUCUCUAAUUUGGAUAAUAUAUCGUGAUUUUUCUUUUUGAAAUGCUUACGAGUAGUAGCAUCACAAGUGGGGAGUUGAUACCAAAACCGUAUACAUUUUUUCUGUUGUAUCUUAUGAGUUUGGUGAUCAUAUGAGUGACAUCGAAGUGUCUGUAUUACUUGGUACUCCAAAAAUCUCUCUUUCUGCAAUGGAUAUGCAUGAGAUGUAAUAACUUGCUGUCUUGGUUAGUAAUUGUUGGAGCUGGAAAUUUUCUAUGAGAACAAAGCGUAGCAAGCCACUUGAACAAUGUUGAGAAUUGAUGUUGAGAUCUUUAAAACCGGUAAAACUGACCAAGUUUUUUCAUUUCAAUUACUGAUUGAUUAUAUGUAGGAUGCAGUAUCUGUUUGAUACAUCUCAUCUUCGUGUUUAUUACUGUUUUGCAGCCAAUCAAGGGGCUGCUCUUGGUAACAUUCCCAUAAUUGCCUUCUGUGACACUGACUCACCAAUGCCAUAUGUUGAUAUUGGUAUUCCUGCUAACAACAAGGGAAAGAACAGCAUUGGUUGUCUUUUCUGGAUGUUGGCAAGGAUGGUUCCGCCAAUGCGCGACACCAUUCUCCCAGGGCACAAGUGGGAUGUGAUGGUCGAUCUAUUUUUCUACAGGCAGCCUGAGGAAACCAAGGACCAGGAAGUAGAUGAGGGUGCUGGUCCAGUGCCCGAUUUUGGUGUUACUGAGUACGGUGACAGUAUGCUCGCUAAUGGGCAGGCGACGUCCAACGGGGAGGUGAUGCAGUUGCUGCUCCAGCCCUUGCUGCUGUUGUUCCUGCGGCAGGAGUGGAUGCAUCUUGGUAGUCAGCGGCGGCAUCAUCCCUCCAGCUGCAAGUUGGGAAUGAGGGGUGCAGUAAUGUCUUAUAUUUUUUUGCCGGUCUUUUCUCAUGUACUCAGGGUGUUAUAUCGAACCUUGCUUUCUCUGUUGGGCUAAUUUUGUUUUAAUAGUUGAAAAGAUAUUUUAGUUUUCUUAGCUCCGUACCUUGAACCUUUCUUAUUUGAAUAGCAGAUUCCUUUCGUUUGGGAAUGAGGUUCUUCACACUUGAGAAUUUUUAGUUAGUGGUUUUGAGGAUUAUUUGAGCCUUGUUUUUUUUUUUUUUGUUUGCUCGUCAUUUUUAUGUCCGGAGUAUGUUGUUGCCUUUUGAGUUUGGGAUAGUAACUACUUUAGCUAGCGAGUGAUAGUUUGAGAGAGAGUUGGUGUUGAGAAUCUCUAAAGAUUUGAAUAUAAGAUCUUUUAUUUUAUUUU